AUGAAUCAAUUUCCUAUUAUGACCGAUUUGCCUUAUUCACCGCUCCUUCCAACUGAUCCGAACUUUUGGGCUUGGUUAGAUGCUCUUCUUCUUGAAAUUCUUAUGCAACAUCAGGCUAUCCCAUUAUCUAGGCAAGCUUUGAAUCAUUUAUCUGCCUUAAACAAUUAUUAUAAUGGUUUCACUGAUAUUCAAAUUAAGAUAUAUGGGGCUCUUGCUCAGGCUCAUGAACUAUCUGGAAAUUGGCUUGAGGCCAUUAACGCUCAUCGUAAUAUUUUAGCUUUAAGACCUGAUAGUAUUGACUCUAUGAUAGGUUUAGCAAAAUGUUACAACAAAAAUGGUGAUAAAAGUCAGUUCCUAAGUACUUCUUACGAUGUUAUUCGUAUUAAACCAACAAACUGGGAAUUUGCUAAUUAUUUGACCGAUGCCCUCACUAAUGAUCCUUCCCUUCUUCAAGAAGCUUUGGAUGUAUUAAAUCAUGUUUUACAACAUUCUUCAAAUUCUUCCAUGAAGAUGUUAGAUGUGGGUUUUAUACAAUCUCUUUUUUAUCGUCGUGCUCAACUCAAAAAACGGAACAAUGAUUAUUUGGGGGCACUUAUGGAUUGUUUCUCAGUUUUGGAAAUAGCUUUGAAUGGAAAAUCUUUAAAAUCUUUUCUAGAUGAUAUAAUAUUAUGUCUUGGAUUUAGCAAUUAUGAUCAAACUCAAGUUCCAUUCAUUAUUUUACCUGUUAAUGACUCUUUAAGAUUACUUGAUUUAUUAUUUCCGACAACAAGUGGAUUAUUUCCCGGCCAUUUAGGUUUAACUUCCCAAUCCGAUAUAAGAUUGGCGAAAAAACAAGUCUUUGGUGUUCUUUAUGAGAUAAGCUCCGCCUUUGAAUCCCAUCCAAAAGAAUGUCAAUAUUUUUUAAAUGAUGUUACUCCACUUAGUUCUAUUUCUUUACUAUUUCUUUAUUUGGCUUGCGCGUGUUAUCCUUCUGCUCAAAUUUUUUUCGAAGUUGCCGCUAUGUUAAACAAGAUUACUGGUGUUGCUGCUUGUCGUCAGGCAGCCAUUGGUUACCUUAGUGAAGGUAUUCAAUUGGACCCUAAAAAUGUUGACGCUUAUAUUAAUUUGGCUGAUUGUUUAUAUAAUGAUGGAAAUAUUCCAGGAAUGACUGAAGUAUAUGAAAAACUAUUAUCUUUUCAUGUCAUCUCUGAUGAAAAUCAUUUGAUUAGAUUUGCUUUUGGAUGCUGUUAUAUAGGUGAUAUUGCCAAAUUAACUGCUACUUGGUCUAAUGCUCUUUUGUAUUAUAAAAGAGCUCAUACUUUAAGACCAAAUGAUCCAAUUUUUUUAGCUUCUUUGACUCAAGCUAAUACUCAUGUAUGCUACUGGAAAGAUCGGGGUGGAAUAGGUUAUCAUUCAGUUGAUAGUAAUGGUAAUUUACAUCGUUUCCAAACUGUUCAGAGAUCGGGCCAAAUGGCUUUAGUUGCUGAUAUUGUUGAAAAAGCUAUUAAUGAUGGAGCUAAAUUUGGAAAAGGCAUAAUUGAAAAAUCUGGUGGAAUUCUAGCUCUUUUAACAAAUUUAUGUUCCAAUUUAAGAGAUGAUGAUAAAUCGGUUAAAUUUUUCAAGGCUAAAGCGGCAAAAUGGAGAAAUCAAGCUUUUAAUCUAAAGAAUGAAGGUGGUUGGAUUAUACGUGUAAUUCAUCAUAUAAUGCGUCGGAUUCAGCAUAAAUGGUAUGUGGAUUCAUACGGUGGUAUAACACAAAGUUCACAUGCUCUACCACCGAUUAAUGUAACUCCGAAACUCCGUUCAAAAUAUCAACGUCCGCUAAUCCCUCCAGGAUUAGAACAACCAGUGGCUACGCCUAUACAACCAUUUUAUACGUUCAUUUAUGAUUUAGAUCCAAGACAAGUUCGUAUAAUAUGUCACAGGACUGCUUUAAACAUUGCUUAUGAAGAUCAUCCCUUAGCUCAUUUAAUGCAAUCUGUAUUUGGAAUGCACGAUCGUAACGUAGUAGAAGUUUAUUGUUACUCAUUAUCACCAAAUGAUGGUUCUAUAUAUCGAGCAAAAAUUGAAAAAGGAGCUGAUAAGUUUUAUGAUUGUCAUGCUUGGACAACGGAAUCUAUUGUCAAACAAAUAGUCCAUGACAAUAUACAUAUUCUUGUCAAUCUCAACGGUUAUACCGCAGGAGAUAGGAAUCUUAUAUUUGCCGCUCGUCCAGCCCCGAUUCAAGUAACUCACAUGGGGUUUGCAAGCUCUUUAGGUGGUUUAUGGUACGUUAAAGUCGAUGAACAUGUAUGUCCGGAAUCUCAGACCAGUGAUUAUCAAUUUUGGAAUAAAAGUCGUGAUAAUGAUGGUGAUUUAUUGGGUGAAGUAGAUCCUGAAGAGGAUGAUAAAAAUUGGACAUAUCCAGAAAAGAUAAUUUAUAUGCCAACCACAUAUUUUAUUAAUGAUCAUAAACAAGGAUUUUAUGAUGAUAAUCUUGCAAAAGGAUACUAUGAUGAUAAUAUUCCUGGAUGUAUACUUGCAAAAAAUCAUAUAAUAAGAUGGUUUUUUGAAGAGGAUCGUCGUUGGGAUAUGCGUAAACAACUUUUUCCAAAUUUAACUGAUGAUUGGGUUAUCUUUGCCAAUUUUAAUCAAUUAUAUAAGAUUGAUCCAGUAAUUUUUAAAUUAUGGUUACGAAUUUUGGAAAGAGUACCAAAAUCUAUUCUGUGGAUAUUAAACUUUCCAGAAGAAGGUGCAAAGAAUCUUUUAGAAACUGCACGACAAUGGGCGGGUCCAAAUGUUGCAAGUCAUAUAUAUUUCACAGAUGUAGCGGAUAAAAAACAACACGUUAUAAGGGGAAGAAUAGCCGAUUUAAUUCUUGAUACGCCACAAGUGAAUGCGCACACGACGGCAUGUGAUAUUCUUUGGUCUGGGACGCCGAUGAUUACACUUUCGGGACCUGAACACAAGAUGUGUUCCAGAGUGGCAUCCUCUAUAUGUAAUGCAACAGGAUUUGGUGAUAAAAUGAUAGUACCUGAUUAUCAGACGUAUGAAGACAAGGCAGUAGAAUACGCAAAUUCAGUGACAUAUAAAUAUUGGUUCGGUUGUUUAUUACCGGGAGCACAACAACGUCUUCAUCGAAAUGGUGUUGGUGAAUUGAUUGAAUUGAGAAAAAAUAUAUAUUUAAACCGAGAAAACAUUCGUCUUUUUGACACACAGCAAGCUGUUAAAGAGCUUGAAAAAGGAUAUGUUGAUGCGUGGGUUCGUUGGGUGAAUGAUAACGAACGUAACAUUCAUAUAAAGAUAUGA
Molecule: messenger RNA, 3267 nt
Organism: Dentiscutata erythropus
Lineage: Eukaryota; Fungi; Glomeromycota; Glomeromycetes; Diversisporales; Gigasporaceae
Source: the annotation of a GenBank genome assembly